ACAUCCACUGCCAAAAAGCUAUGGGAGAAAUCCGAUGGCAAAGGUACCACUUCAGGUGGCGUUACUGGUGGUCCAUUAAAUCCACUACACAUCCCCGGCGUUGGCGAUCAUCCAGUUUGGAAAGAUUCCACAUGGUCUACACAAGGCGAAAAUAUUUUGGCACCACCACGGCCACGCACCUUCCCACAAGCACCGGAAACGAAUGCGAGCACCAAUGCCGGUAUUCUAAGCCCACGUGACGCCACAAGUGGUUUGGGUGUUAAAAUGGUUGAAUAUGUGUUGGGCGGUUCACCGACUAAUAAGGAGAGUCCACUAUCCAGCCUUGAGCCCCGUUUGCGUAGUCUGAAAUUCGAUGAUAAUGAUAAGCCUCACGAUGACAAAGAGAAGGCCAAUUCUCCGUUUGACACAAACGGCCUAAAGAAAGACGACCAAGUAACAAAUACUAAUGGCGUAGCCAAUGGCAUCGAUGAUGACAAAGGAUUUAAUCGCACGCCUGGCUCCCGUCAGCCCUCGCCAGCUGAAGAAUCGCUGCCACGCCCACCGGCACUACUCGAUCCCACACAACAUGGUGGCUUCCCAACACAUCCCUUUAAUCACAUGCUCAAUUCCAUGGAUCAUCAAGGUGGACCGGGUACACAAAUGAACUCAUAUCCGCCACAUCAAAUGCAAAUGGGUCAACUGCAACCGCCCGUAAUGAACGGCGUUGGCGGCAUGCAAAUGGCACAGAGCCCCAUGAUGAAUCAUCAGGCACAAGGACCAAAUCAAAUUGAAUCUCCUGGAAAUUUAUUGCAGCAACAACCACCAAAUUUUGAUGUACAGCAACUUUUCCGCUCACAGAAUCCUGGACUCGCUGCCACAAAUGCCGCGGCCGCCGCUGCUGCUGCGGCAGCUGCCACAUCGGCUGCGCCACCUGGUGCACCGAACGGCACAAUGCAGCCGCAGCAGAUGGCGCAAAUGGCCGCAUCACAGCAGUUUCUGGCCGCACAACAGAAUGCCGCCUAUGCCGCGCAACAAGCAGCUCCCUACGUCAUCAAUCCAGGGCAAGAUGCCGCACCCUAUAUGGGCCUGAUAACUGCACAAAUGCCACAGUAUUACGGUGUACAAUGGGGCAUGUACCCCAGCAAUCUCAUACCACAACAGGGCACACAGCCGCGACGGCCGUUGACGCCAUCGCAACAGGGCGCUGAGAAUCAGUCCUAUCAGGUCAUACCGGCAUUUUUCGAUCAGAGUGGUUCGCUGGUGAUGGGACCACGUACAGGCACACCGAUGCGCCUCGUUAGCCCUGCACCGGUGCUGGUGCCACCAGGAGCGACACGCGCCGGCCCACCGCCACCGCAGGGCCCACCACAACUAUAUCCGCCUCAACCGCAGACGGCACAACAGAACUUGUACUCACAACAGAAUGGUUCGAGUGUUGGAGGACUCGCCUUGAACACCAACUCGCUGACCGGUCGCCGCGAUUCGUUUGAUCGCAAUACAUCCGCCUUCAGCCCAUCGGCAGUUGAUUACAAUAACAGCAGCACCAGCACACUACAAGCCGCUGCUGCUGCAGCCGCCGCUGCCGCCGCCGCACGCGGCAAAUGGCCCGCCGCUGUGACCAACAGUUAUGGUACAUUGGGCGCCACCGCCUCGGCUAGUCCGAUCGGCACGGCCAUUACACCACCACCGCCGCAAUCAUGCCUUGUUACAAAUCGUGCACCUGGCGCCGAAACCAAAUAUCGCCAGCAAAUGGCAGUUGGUGCUGUUGGCCUGCCACCAUCCGCCGUUGCACAACAAGUCGCCGCUGCGGCUAGUAGUAUGUUCAGUUCAAGUAGUUCACUCUUCUCAAAACUGGCUAUGCCGGGUGGUCCUGCUGCUGCCGCAGCUGCAGCCGCCGCCGCUGCUUCCUCACGUCAUGCAGCUGCUACUGCCGCUGGCCUCAGUGCAUCUGCAGCUGUUGCUGCUGCAGCCGCCGCCGCUGCCGCUGCAGUAGCUGGCCCACUGCAACCGGGACGUUCACGUCUACUCGAAGACUUCCGUAAUCAACGCUAUCCAAAUUUGCAGUUACGCGAUUUGGCUAAUCACAUUGUCGAGUUCUCACAGGAUCAGCAUGGUUCACGCUUUAUACAACAGAAAUUGGAACGCGCCACAGCUGCAGAGAAACAAUUGGUGUUCAGCGAGAUAUUAGGUUCAGCUUUUAGCUUGAUGACCGACGUUUUUGGUAACUAUGUCAUACAGAAGUUCUUCGAGUUCGGCACACCAGAACAGAAGAAUACAUUGGGUAUGCAAGUGAAGGGGCAUGUUUUGCAACUAGCUUUGCAAAUGUAUGGUUGUCGUGUCAUACAAAAGGCGCUGGAGAGCAUCUCCGCCGAGCAGCAGCAAGAGAUUGUGCGCGAAUUGGAUGGCAAUGUUUUGAAAUGUGUCAAGGACCAAAAUGGUAAUCAUGUGGUACAAAAAUGUAUCGAAUGCGUUGAUCCAUCGGCGCUGCAGUUCGUCAUAAAUGCAUUCAAGGGACAAAUAUACACACUAAGCACACAUCCAUAUGGCUGUCGUGUCAUACAACGCAUAUUGGAGCAUUGUACUGCCGAGCAGACGCAGCCAAUACUCGAUGAAUUGCAUGAGCACACCGAGCAGCUGAUACAGGAUCAAUAUGGCAACUAUGUUAUACAACAUGUGUUGGAACACGGCAAACCCGAGGACAAGUCAAUACUGAUCGCCAGCGUGCGUGGAAAGGUUUUGGUAUUGUCGCAGCAUAAAUUCGCCUCGAAUGUUGUGGAGAAGUGUGUUACACAUGCCACACGCGGUGAGCGCACCGGACUUAUCGAUGAAGUGUGCACAUUCAAUGACAAUGCUUUGCACGUCAUGAUGAAGGAUCAGUAUGCCAACUAUGUGGUACAGAAAAUGAUCGAUGUCUCGGAGCCGACACAACUUAAGAAACUCAUGAAUAAGAUACGCCCACAUAUGGCCGCAUUACGCAAGUACACCUAUGGCAAGCACAUCAAUGCCAAGCUGGAAAAGUAUUUCAUGAAGACAGCCAAUCCGAUAACAACAACAGCCGCAAGCUCGUCAAUCGUCGCUACCAGCAUCGCACCCUUAACAACAUCGGCUUGCAGCACAGCGUCUGGCCUAACCAUUACCACGCCCACAAGCAGCGUGACUACCGGCCUCACAGUCGGCACACCCAUAAUGAUACAAGAGAAUGGCAUUAAUGUCACACCGGUGGGUCAGACAUCGCCAGCAGCAUCAUCAUGCACCGUCUCGACUAACAGCAGCAGCGCUACCUCUGUGGUGACUGCCGUCAAUAGCGGCCUGGGACCCAUUGGUCCACCCACCGCUAACGGUGUAGCGUUGUAAAGCGCGCUUUGUAUGUUAAAUAAAGCAAUGUACUGAAUGCUUGCUGUACAAGUGUAGCGGAAUUUCGAAAGAAAUAUGUUGGAGCGUCAUGCUGAAGGCACACAGUUUUAUUAGUUUAUAGCAAUAAGUAGCAGCAUUAUAGAGCAUAAAGCAGAAAUUUAUUAUAAUUUGAAUGUGUAACUUAGUUUUAAGAUAUGCUGUGUUUUUCGCGAUUUUAUUUAGAUUUUAAAUUUUUCAAAAACCACACACACACACGCUCUUUAGAGUGCAACAAAGCAGAAGCGAAAUGAAAAAGUAUUUCGUAUUGAAAAAUAACAGUUUAAACGGUCGGUAAUUGCAAAAAAACCAGUAAGAUUAAACACAAGAAUCUCGUUGAGUAAAAAAAGAGUAAAAAAGAGCAUUGCGUUAGCUAUGCAGCUCGUAUUUUUAUAAUAUAUUGAAAGCUUAAAACGUUUCGUAAGUGUGAAAAGCAUAACUAAGGCCAAAUAAACAUAAAGCUAUAUAUAUAUAGCGCUCGAUUUAAGAGGCGUACAUAAACGCUAUCAAAAGGCAACAAAAUCGUUAAGCUAAAUGCUAAAUAAAACUUGAUUUGUAAACAUUUAAACACGCGCGAAAAAAUAAAA
This is a messenger RNA of Bactrocera tryoni, 3956 nucleotides long. It is a transcript of the gene pum, whose product is annotated as maternal protein pumilio. The transcript has 10 exons. Gene Ontology annotation, biological process: post-transcriptional regulation of gene expression. The coding region runs from base 265 to 3333 and encodes 1022 amino acids. The record is from RefSeq and is a predicted model, not a curated record. Gene Ontology annotation, cellular component: cytoplasm; nucleus. NCBI's taxonomy places the organism in Eukaryota, Metazoa, Arthropoda, Insecta, Diptera, Tephritidae. Gene Ontology annotation, molecular function: mRNA 3'-UTR binding.